Rubroshorea leprosula is the source of this 1452-nucleotide messenger RNA. Lineage: Eukaryota; Viridiplantae; Streptophyta; Magnoliopsida; Malvales; Dipterocarpaceae. The record is from the annotation of a GenBank genome assembly.
AGCAUACAACUUACCAUCCAUCUCUUUCUCCAUCUGCAAUUUCAUUUUCACCAACUCUCCCCUUUGUCCACGCUUUGUUCAGCUCUUGAUCCACUCUUUAGCCAUAUUUUGAAGGAAUCACCUCUCCUCUGCUAUCAUUUCAUCAACCAGAUCUCCUCUCCUUCACAUUCUGCUGCAGAAUACAUCAUCUUAGCACUCAUCUCUCUCUUGGACCACGCACAUCUCCACUACUUUUCAGAAUUCAAAAGGAAAGCUAAAUCCAAGAACCUUGUUCCUCAUUAUGGAAGCUAUUGGAGCCACUGCUCUCUCUGCUUCCUUGGAGUGGUUGAGCGAGUAUUUGGGAUCCAAGUUGCUUGGAUGGUGGAAUCAACAGGAGCAAGUUGGUGAGUUACUUGCCAGACUUGAAGAGUCCACAGUUGAGAAUUCUGAAAAAUCUGAGUUCCUACGGGAGGGUGAUGAUAGCAGCACUGUGACAGUGAAUCUUGAAAGAACGAGUGUUUCUGGUUUGGGAAAACUCAACAAUCCCGGUCGUCUCUGCAGCUUAUCAAUAAGUGAUUGUGAAAGUUUUGAGUGCUUACCAGAAAGGUUGCUGUCUACCUCCACUCUUAAGACUCUGUGGAUAUCAGGUUGUGAUAAUCUCAAGUUUCUGCCCAAUGGAAUGUACAAUUGCACGUCUCUCCAAGAAUUAGGUAUAGGAAAUUGGCCAGGUAUAGCAUCCAUUGCAGGGGGAGGUUUACCGCCGAAUCUUAAAAAGCUUGUGAUCGGUUGUGAGGGCUUGAAGCAGUCAACGUUAGAAUGGAGGCUUGACAUGCUUACGUCUCUUGAGAAACUUGAGAUUCGCGGGAUAUGUCCUCCGGAUGAUUGGCUUCCCACUUACCUAAAAACUCUUACAAUAGGAAAAGUGAGUAAUCUGGAAUCCAUAUCUAAAGGGCUCCUCCAAAACCUUGCUUCUCUUCGAGAGUUGAGAUUUGUUGAUUGCCCGAAUCUCAAGAACUUGCCAGAGGAAGGUCUGCCUCCCUCGUUGGAAGUGUUCGAGAUCCAAGACUGUCCACUUCUAGGACAACGGUGCUUGAAGGAAAAAGGAGACUAUUGGCCCCUUAUAUCCAACAUUCAGAAAACAGAAAUAUGGGACACACUCAGUUCUUGGUGAGGAAGAGCAUGAAGAUACCUGGAGGUUUAAACAUUGGUGGAAUCAGUGAAUUUGAGCAAAUUUUGGAGCUGAAUCUAAUUUGGAACUGAUGGACGUUGAUACCGUAGAUGCUGGCUCAAGCAGAAUGUAGAAAAUGCAUAAGAGAGAGGAGUUGCAGUCUUAAAUUAGUGCCAAAUGCACAAGCUUAUGAUACUAUUUAUGAUGGUUUGUUAUUUGAAAAACAUUUGACAAAGUUGAUUGUUGGAAGCUGGAUUCUUUUUCUUCUUAAACCUAAUAUGAUGACACCACUGUCUCUAAAAACA